This is a messenger RNA of Laetiporus sulphureus 93-53, 555 nucleotides long. RefSeq names its product UPF0220-domain-containing protein. The record is from RefSeq and is a predicted model, not a curated record. The coding region runs from base 1 to 555 and encodes 184 amino acids. The transcript is spliced from 3 exons. NCBI's taxonomy places the organism in Eukaryota, Fungi, Basidiomycota, Agaricomycetes, Polyporales, Laetiporaceae. Gene Ontology annotation, biological process: protein targeting to vacuole; late endosome to vacuole transport via multivesicular body sorting pathway. Gene Ontology annotation, cellular component: fungal-type vacuole membrane; Vps55/Vps68 complex.
AUGUCUCUCCCCCGAGCGAACUACGAUCCUCGCCGGGUCUGCCUGAAUCCCUUCCCUGCCCUCAACAUUGGGAAGCACAGACGCACUAUUGGGAUUUACCUCGCGGGUGGCCUCUUUGCGCUCGCGAACUGGACAUUCCUUGACGCCGCCAUCCUCUCCGCACAUGCACACUCACCAUAUGGCGAGCCGGACAUCCCGCCGCCCGUGCACGUCACCUUCGUCGACUGGGUCCCUGGAAUCUGCUCUCUACUUGGAAUGCUUGUCGUCAACCUCAUUGACAAGGACAGGGUGCGCGGAGAGGAGGGGUUUGGCGACAGCGGGGCAGUCUGGCGGGCGCGCCUGAUCCUGUUCAUUGGGUUCGCGCUUAUGGCUGGUGGACUUGCGGGCAGUGUGACAAUCCUUGUGCUCAAAUACAUCCUCCCAGAGUACACGGAACAGUACACGUACUACGGCUACGCGAACGUCUCGCAGAACGUCGCGCUCAUGCUAUCGGCCGUUGUGCUCUGGAUCUCGCAGAGUGUCAGCAGCGAGUAUGAAUAUAACCUCGCCAUUUGA